UUAUUUUUUCUUUCCCUUUUAGAAACACUUUAAUUUCUUUCUCAAACGCAACAAAGAUGGAAGGUAAAAGUUAUCUGGGUGUAGUUGAUUACAUUGUGAUAUGCAUUUCAUUACUGAUUUCAGUAGGUAUUGGACUUUUAUCGAAAUUCAAAGGAAGUAAGAAAAUGACAGCAACAGAAUACAUUCUGGCCGGUAGGAAUAUGGCGAGAAUUCCAGUUAUUCUAUCAGUAGUAGUGACUUUCCUUUCACCCUCUUGUAUACUUUCCGGACCAGCGGAAGUAUACAGAUACGGUUUCCAAUUUGCUAUAGCACCUCUGAUGAUGCCUAUUGGAAUGGUUUUGGCAUCAUGGGUUUUUAUACCAGUAUAUUUCCAGUGUGGAGUAUCAACAGUUCACGAGUUUUUGGAAAUGAGAUUCGGAAGCAAGACAAGAUAUAUUAUAUCAGCCUUCUUCGUCGUACAAAUGAUAUUCCUUAUCGUUUUGAAUCUUUAUGGAGCAGUUUUAGCUUUUAGCGCUGUAACAGACUUGUCUAUAGAACUAUCUGUGAUAUCUUUAGGAGUAAUUUGUACUCUUUACUGUUCUGCAGGUGGUUUGAAAGCUGUUUUAUGGACUGACGUUUACCAAGCUGCACUUAUCCUGGUAUGUUUAACCUCAUUGUAUAUAGCUGGAAUAGGAGACGCAGGUGGUAUAUCUAAAAUAUAUAAUCAAGCCAAGUCAGACAAUCGAUUGGAAAUGUUUAA
This is a messenger RNA of Parasteatoda tepidariorum (common house spider), 739 nucleotides long. RefSeq names its product putative sodium-dependent multivitamin transporter. Gene Ontology annotation, cellular component: membrane. Lineage: Eukaryota; Metazoa; Arthropoda; Arachnida; Araneae; Theridiidae. The record is from RefSeq and is a predicted model, not a curated record. Gene Ontology annotation, biological process: transmembrane transport; sodium ion transport. Gene Ontology annotation, molecular function: symporter activity.